Messenger RNA from Selaginella moellendorffii, 2304 nucleotides. Its product is annotated as aldehyde oxidase GLOX. Lineage: Eukaryota; Viridiplantae; Streptophyta; Lycopodiopsida; Selaginellales; Selaginellaceae. The record is from RefSeq and is a predicted model, not a curated record. The transcript has a single exon. Bases 490 to 2142 code for a protein of 550 amino acids.
CGUUGUGCUGAUGCUCCUCGUUCCUCGUUUCAAACUUUCAGGUGUACCCUGUCUCUUUGCCUUUGGACUAGCUUUAACGAUGACAAGGUGAUUAAAUUAUGGAAGAGUGUCCAAAGCUUUACCUCUGCUCUCUUUUUUUCUUCGAUCUUCUUUGACUUGUUUCUCUUCUUUCCCGUGCCGGCUCCAUUCUUUCUGUCGCCAUUCUUUGCAAUCUCUUACCUGCGAAGAUAGAGCAGCAGCGAAGAUAGAGCCUAGACAUUGCGUCCCGAAUUCCCGAUCUGGAUAGAGCAGAGCAGGCAGAGGAAGCAGAGCAAAACGAUCGAUUCCCAGGAUUAGAUCCUUACGUCCUGUGAGUACCUCCUAGCUAGAAGGGAAAGGCUUGGAAGCAGAGAAAGAAAAUAAGUAGCUCAAUCAUAGAACAGGAAGAAAACAAGAGCACCCAAGACUUGAUAUGCCCAUCGCCACUGCAAGGAGGAGGAGAAGAAGGAAAUGCAUCAGCGGCAGCAGCAGCAGCAAUGCUCGCCCAGGACAAUCUCCCUCUCGCUGCUGCUGCUGUUGCUGCUGCUGCUCGUCAAUCCCAACCCCACAAAGUCACAGCUCCCGGGGACCUGGCAGCUCCUCGUCCCAAACGCCGGCAUCGCCUCCAUGCACACCGCCGUGACCCACUACGGCACCGUUCUCCUCCUCGACCGCACCGACAUCGGCGCCUCCAAGAUCAGCCUCACGGACAACCGCUGCCGCCGCGACGCCGCCGACAAGUCCCUCCAGACCGACUGCUCCGCCCACUCGGUCAUCAUCGACGUCGCCACCGCCGCCGUCCGCCCGCUCACCAUCCUCACCGACACCUGGUGCUCCUCCGCGCAGUUCACCGCCAACGGCACGCUCCUCCACACCGGCGGCGACUUCGACGGCAACCGCAAGCUCCGCUACUUCGUGCCGUGCCCCGAGCCGGGCGCCUGCGACUGGGUCGAAUCCAGCGACCAGUCCCUCAAGGCAGGACGCUGGUACGCCACGAACCAGCUCCUCCCGGAUGGUCGCACCAUCGUCGUCGGCGGCCGCGACAGCUUCACGCUCGAGUUCGUGCCUCCGUCACCCGGUGACGAGCUCGUCACCUUCCCGUUCCUGAGCUCCACCCGCGACAUGCAGAUGGACAACCUCUACCCCUACGUCCAUCUCCUCCCCGACGGCAACCUCUUCGUCUUCGCCAACCGCGACUCCAUCCUCUACGACUACAAGCGCAACGCGGUGCUACGUAAGUUCCCGGCCAUCCCCGGCGGCCCCCGGAACUACCCCUCUGGCGGCUCCUCCGUGCUGCUCCCCCUCUCCGCCGCCGACGGUUUCACCGCGGUGGAAGUUCUCAUCUGCGGCGGCUCCCAGUUUGGAGCGUUUCUCAACCCCGAGGCGAAGAUCCCUGCGCUGGACACCUGCGGUCGGCUCGCGGUAUCGGACCCGUCACCCCGCUGGAAGAUGGAGACCAUGCCUUUCAAGCGAAACAUGGGAGACAUGGUGUUGCUCCCCUCCCGGGACGUGCUCAUCAUCAACGGAGCUCAAGCCGGAUCCCAAGGCUUCGGCCUGUCCGAUAUCCCCUGCUUAAACCCCGUGCUCUACAAGCCCGCUGGUCCCGACGGCCUGAGAUUCAUGGUCCUGAACCCGAGUUCCAUCCCCAGGAUGUACCACUCCACCGCCAACCUCUUGCCGGACGCUCGGGUGCUCAUCGCUGGGAGCAACACUCACUACUACUACACUUUCACCGGGUCUUUCCCGACCGAGUUGCGAGUGGAGACCUUCUCUCCGGAGUACCUGAGCGAAGGCUUGGCGAGCUUGAGACCGACCAUCAUCGGCUCCCCGGUUGUGCUCUUCUACGGGCUUGAGUUUACCGUGACUGUGACUGUACCGCUGCCUGUGACCGGGACGCUGGAGGUUAGCCUCGUCAGUGCUCCCUUUACCACACACUCGUACUCGCAGGGCCAGCGGCUGGUGCAUUUGAGCUCCACGACUCCGGUCUCGAUUGGGGAUAGGACUUACACCGUAACCGGGACGGGACCUCCCACCGGGAACUUGGCUCCGCAGGCGUACUAUAUGUUGUUUGUUGUCAACCAGGGGAUCCCGAGCACUGCAGUGUGGGUACAAGUCAGGGAAUGAUCGAACGAGAAAGGAAGCGAAAAAGGAGACUUUAAAGGACAUUCUUUUUUGCCUGUGGAAAUAAAAUAAUAAAAACACUCACAUCACAUACUUUGUUGAGCAACCAUUUCGCUGUCAGAGUGUUCUUUUGCAAGGUGCGUGCUUCUUGUGAUCAGAUCAAGC